Molecule: messenger RNA, 941 nt
Organism: Lacerta agilis (Sand lizard)
Lineage: Eukaryota; Metazoa; Chordata; Lepidosauria; Squamata; Lacertidae
Gene: SIX6
Product: SIX homeobox 6
Exons: 2
Coding region: 114-863 (249 amino acids)
Biological process (GO): regulation of transcription by RNA polymerase II; eye development
Cellular component (GO): transcription regulator complex; nucleus
Molecular function (GO): DNA-binding transcription factor activity, RNA polymerase II-specific; RNA polymerase II cis-regulatory region sequence-specific DNA binding
Source: RefSeq, a predicted model, not a curated record
UCUUGGUUCGGCGUCCCCGCGGAUUGCGCGCAAGAGGUGACACGGAGGAAGCGUGGUAGCCAGUAGCCCAGCCAUCCCUCUCGUCUGCCCUGGCCCCCUCGCCGGCCGCCUCCAUGUUCCAGCUGCCCAUCCUCAACUUCAGCCCUCAGCAAGUGGCCGGGGUGUGCGAGACCCUGGAGGAGAGCGGCGACGUGGAGCGCCUUGGGCGCUUCCUGUGGUCGUUGCCGGUGGCGCCAGCGGCUUGCGAGGCUCUCAACCGCAACGAGUCGGUGCUGCGCGCGCGCGCCAUCGUGGCCUUCCACGCGGGCAACUACCGCGAGCUGUACCACAUCCUGGAGAACCACAAGUUCCCCAAGGAGUCGCACGCCAAGCUGCAGGCGCUGUGGCUGGAGGCGCACUACCAGGAGGCCGAGAAGCUGCGCGGCCGCCCGCUGGGGCCCGUGGACAAGUACCGCGUGCGCAAGAAGUUCCCGCUGCCGCGCACCAUCUGGGACGGCGAGCAGAAGACGCACUGCUUCAAGGAGCGCACGCGGCACCUGCUGCGAGAGUGGUACCUGCAGGACCCUUACCCAAACCCCAGCAAAAAGCGAGAGCUGGCCCAAGCCACCGGACUCACCCCCACGCAGGUGGGCAACUGGUUCAAAAACCGCAGGCAAAGGGACAGGGCCGCCGCCGCCAAGAACAGGCUCCAGCAGCAAGUCUUGUCGUCGCAAGGCGCAGGGCGGUCGCUGCCGUCGGAGGAGGAGAGCGCCGGAGAGCCCCUCCUGGGAGCCGCCGCCAGCCCCGCCGCCAGCCUGUCCAGCAAAGCCGCCGCCUCCUCGGCCAUCUCUAUCACUUCCAGCGACAGCGAAUGUGAUCUGUGAGAAGGAAGAGGAGGAGGAGAACAAGAGGAGGAAGGACUGACGGACGGACGGACGGGGCGGCCGGGCGCGCGGGAGAGC